This is a messenger RNA of Habropoda laboriosa, 2008 nucleotides long. RefSeq names its product ATP-dependent RNA helicase vasa. Gene Ontology annotation, cellular component: nucleus; P granule. Lineage: Eukaryota; Metazoa; Arthropoda; Insecta; Hymenoptera; Apidae. The record is from RefSeq and is a predicted model, not a curated record. The coding region runs from base 83 to 2008 and encodes 641 amino acids. The transcript is spliced from 4 exons. Gene Ontology annotation, biological process: cell differentiation; gamete generation. Gene Ontology annotation, molecular function: RNA binding; RNA helicase activity; ATP binding.
UUGUUUGUCACAUCGAUCUGUUCGAUUCUAUUAGCUUAAUCGCUUUUACUUAUACUUUUUCAUCGACGAUCAAAGAGAUAUAAUGGACGACGAUUGGGUUCACGAUUUUAGUUCUUCUAAUGCACAGAAUACAUCUUCUUUUGAAGGUGGACGCAGUUAUGGAAAAGGACGUGGUUUUAUAAUACAAAACAACAACAAUGAUGAUUGGAGUGCAGGCUAUAAAAAUUCCAAUGGUGGAGAUACAAACAAUGAUGAAUCUGGUGGUGAAAAUAAUUGGCAACGUAAUGAUGAUGGCAAUGAUUUUGAAGGCACUGGUAGAGGAGGAGGCAAAGGGAGAGACAAUGGUAGAGGUGGAUUUAGAGGAAGGGGAAGUAAUCGGGGCAGAGGAGGAUUUAGAAAUAGAGAUGGUGAUGAUAGAAAUUCAGAUCACAGAAGAAACAAUGACUAUGAGGAUGGUGGUGAUACUGAUCAGGAUAAUAGAGGUGUGAGGCGAAAAGGAACAUACUCUGGACAUGGUGACAAUGAUGAUGAAGAACCAAUGCAAAAACCUAGAGAAAUAUACAUUCCACCAGAAUUACCUAGUGAUGAAAAAUCCUUAUUUGAAAAUGGAGUUGAAAUGGGCAUUAAUUUUGAUAAGUAUGAUAAGAUUGAAGUUAAUGUAAGUGGGGAAAAUGUACCUCAACCAAUAGAGAAAUUUGAAGCUACUGGACUUAGAAAUAUCGUGUUGGAAAAUAUAAAAAAGUCAGGAUAUACAAAACCCACUCCAGUACAGAAAUAUGCUUUCCCAAUUAUAAUGAAUGGCCGUGAUUUAAUGGCUUGUGCACAAACAGGUUCAGGAAAAACUGCUGCAUUUGCUGUUCCUAUUAUAAAUACAUUAUUAGAAAAACCUACUGAUUUAAUUAUAACUUCAACAUAUUGUGAACCACAAGUGAUUAUUGUAUCACCUACCAGAGAACUUACUAUACAAAUAUGGCAACAAAUUGUUAAAUUUUCUUUGAACUCAAUUAUAAAAACUGUAGUUGCAUAUGGUGGAACAUCUGUAAUUCAUCAAGGAGGAAAACUGUCUAAGGGUUGUCAUAUACUUGUAGCAACACCUGGAAGAUUAUUAGAUUUUCUAGAGAGAGGAAGAAUUAAAUUCUCUUCUGUUCGGUUUCUUGUCCUGGACGAAGCCGACCGUAUGUUAGACAUGGGAUUUUUGCCUAGUAUUGAAAAGAUCGUAGAUCACGAGAGUAUGGUUCCUCUGGGUGAAAGGCAAACGUUAAUGUUUUCUGCUACUUUCCCAGAUGAGGUACAACACUUGGCAAAAAGAUUUCUAAACGAUUAUCUAUUUCUCGCAGUUGGUAUUGUAGGUGGAGCAUGUUCAGAUGUAGAACAAAAUUUUUACGAAGUUGCCAGAAACAAAAAAAAAGAUUUACUCAGAGAAGUCUUAGAGAGAGAAAAUGAUGCAGGCAGAUUAAGUGGUACCUUAGUGUUUGUUGAAAUGAAAAAAAAAGCAGACUUUAUUGCUGUUUUUUUAUCUGAGAAUAAUUAUCCUACUACCAGUAUCCAUGGCGAUAGAUUACAAAGACAAAGAGAAGAAGCAUUAGCUGAUUUUAAAACUGGAAGAAUGUCUAUUUUAGUAGCUACAGCUGUUGCUGCUAGAGGUUUAGAUAUAAAAAAUGUAUCACAUGUUAUAAAUUACGAUUUACCAAAGGGAAUUGAUGAAUAUGUUCAUCGAAUUGGAAGAACUGGUCGCGUUGGAAACAGAGGAAAAGCGACUUCCUUUUUUGAUCCUGACGAUGAUGGACACCUGCGAACUGAUCUUAUUAGGAUACUGAAACAAGCGAGUCAACCUGUUCCAGACUGGUUAAUGGGUGGAAACGCGAACCGAAACUUUAUGCCUGGAAAGGGCAGUAAGUUUGGAGGAGCAGAUGUCAGAGGAUUUGAAACAACUGGAGACGAAUAUGCCGAAGAAGUAUCCAGACAACCCCCCGCUGAACAGCAGCUUGAACCAGAAGACGAAUGGUAG